Molecule: messenger RNA, 1386 nt
Organism: Pecten maximus
Lineage: Eukaryota; Metazoa; Mollusca; Bivalvia; Pectinida; Pectinidae
Product: mucin-2-like
Exons: 2
Coding region: 1-1386 (461 amino acids)
Source: RefSeq, a predicted model, not a curated record
AUGCGAAAAGUGACAAUGUCUAUGGAUAGAGCGACAAAGCGCCAUGCGAAAAGUGACAAUGUCUUUGGACAGAGCGACAAAGCGCCAUGCGAAAAGCGACAAUGUCUUUGCACAGAGCGACCGCGAGCCAUGCGAAAAGUGACAAUGUCAAUGGAUAGAGCGACAAAGCGCCAUGCGAAAAGUGACAAUGUCUUUGGACAGAGCGACAAAGCGCCAUGCGAAAAGCCCACUCAAGCCCACCACCAUCAGCUCAUCACCUCACCUCCACCCCUCACCACCAAUUAUCACCUCAACACUCCACCCCACACCAUCACGUCAUCAAACACCUCACACUCCAGACCAACACCUCACCACCAAUUAUCACCUCACCACCACCCUAACCACCCACUCAUCCCCUCAACACUCACCCAACACCACACCUCAUCACCAGCUCAACACUACACCCCCUCACCCAUCACCAUCACCUCAACGACCACCUCACCUCACCUCACCAUCCACUCCAUCCCACCGUCACCAACCCCCCCUCCACAUACUCACCCUCACACCCACCCACACACCACCACCGAUACUCACCUCAACACUCCACCCACACCAUCACUCAUCACCUCAACACUCCACCCUCACCACCAAUUAUCACCUCACCACUCCACCCACACCACCAAUUAUCACCUCAACACUCCACCCACACCACCAAUUAUCACCUCAACACUCCACCCCUCACCAUCACUCAUCACCUCAACACUCCACCCUCACCGCCAAUUAUCAUCUCAACACUCCACCGACACCACCAAUUAUCACCUCAACACUCAACCCACACCAUCACUCAUCACCUCAACACUCCACCCUCACCACCAAUUAUCACCUCAACAACCCACCCACCCGCACAUCCCCAUCAACCUCAUCACCUCAACAACUCCCCCCACCAUCAUCAUCACCUCAACACUCCACUCAACCCACCACCAUCACCUCAUCCACCCUCAACACCGCAUCACCACCUCAACACUCCACCCCCCACACCAUCACUCUCACCUCAACACCUCCACACCCACACACACUCCACCACACCCCCCUCCCACCCUCACCCACUCCGCUCCACUCACUCCACCCUCCAUCCGCAUCACGCCCCCACCACUCAUCACCUCAACACUCAUCACCUCAACACUCCACCCCACCAUCACUCAUCACCUCAACACUCCACCCUCACCAUCACUCAUCACCUCAACACUCCACCCUCACCAUCAAUUAUCACCUCAACACUCCACCCUCACCACCAAUUAUCACCUCAACAUACUCUAUAGUAUGGCACAGCAGGAACAAACAUUGCUAUACUGGUCAAGGUGUGGUAUUCAAAAUGAAUCGGGCCAUUUAAAUCGAUCAUACAAGUGA